CACUGUCAUACUUUGAGUUAUUAUAUUUUCAUAGAGUUUAUAUUUUUCUUCAUGCUCUGCAACAAGUGAAAUUUAUUAUUAGUUUUUUUUUUUUAUUUUACUAACUUGGAUUUAAUUAUUAUAUAGUUAUAUAUUUUUUUUAAUAAAAUAAAAAUGAUUAGUUUGUGUUGUGUUAGUUUAACAAUUGCUGCGAGAAUAAUUGCGGCGUUAGGAUUGUCUAUUUCAAUUCUUAUGAUAAAUGUGGUAAUGAGCGCAUUUUUUGUAAAAGUUCAACCUGAUGACUUUUACUCGACUAUUAAAACUUGGACUAUAUUAGGACUAAACUGGGCGCAGUAUAUUAAAAAGUUUAAUUUAUCUAACGAAGCUCAAGCUGUUUUCUUAUGUUUCCUGAGUUAUGCAUUUUUAUUAUUGAUAUCUUCCACAUUACUCGCCUUCGCAACAAUAGUAAGAAAACCAAGCUGUGCAUUACCAUGGAUGUAUUUACAAAUUAUCAGUAUAGCCGAUCAAAUAACCGCUUUAGUAAUUUAUUUAACGGCUAAUUCGAAUUUUAAUAAUAGCCAGUCGUCACCUCUGUACUGGCAUUCUUCACUGUCCAGUAUUUUUCUCUUUAUUUCUGUCUACUUUUGGAUGGUAGUGUUCUCAGCCCGUGAAAGUUGGCUGGAAAAUCACAUCCGUAGGACGAUAAAUUUUGACAAUUUUUAUCCGACAAUAGAAGACAAUUUACCACGUGAUUCAAACGUUCCUAAAACGCCGUCAUAUCUCGCACAAAGCGGGAUUUUUUCGCAGUCGUCUGAUAAUUUUUACUCAAAGUCCAACGCAGUUUAAUUACCCAAAAUAUAUAACAUAUAAUUAGUCUGACGUUAAUUACCUCAGAUUAAUUCUAUAGUAAGGCUCGUGAGUUAAAAUUAAAUCCGUGUAAAUUAUAUUAUCAAAUAGCUCUCUUAUAAUAAGGUGAAGAAUACCAUAAAAAUAAAAUAUGCCUGUCAAACAACUAGUUCUUUAUCUAUAGUGAUUAGUGAUAACUUCUUUCAUUUUAAUUUAGUUAAAAUUUUAGAAAAUGUUAUUAAAUUCUUUGACAAAUAAUUAAGUUGUAAAUUUAUAAAAAGAUAAUUGUAAAUAUUUUUGUAAUAUAAUUGCCUAUAAGUAUGUAUAAAAAAAUGUAAAUGAUUAAAUUUAUAAUAUAAUAUAAAUGAUUAUGACAGACGAUAAACUCAAGUUCAGUGGCGCUUGAGUUUUUUUACAAUUGAAUGUAUAAAAAUAUUGUUAGUCACGAUAAAUCAAGGCGGACAUACAACUAAUAGCGUGUAUCAAAUGUGCGUGAUCGUUGAAGCAUGAUAGCAUAGAAAAUAUGAGAAAUGUCUGCGUUUUACGUCAAAAUACUUUUAAAUUUUUCAAUCCGGUUAUACAACGCAGUACUGGCGAAAUAUUUUAAAUGUUUACCGAGUUAAAAUGUAAAUAUCUUAUAAUCAUUUAAUUUAAAUAAUAAAUAUGACUUGUGAUGCUGACAAAUUUACAAUAAUACAAAAAAAGAGUUUUUUAAAUACAUUAUUUGCCAUUCGACAACAUUAAUAAUAGUCAUUCGUCAUUAUUAAUUAUUAUUGGCGUGCAAACAACUGAUUUUAAUGCAAGAUCAUAUCCUAGCACAUGCCCCGGCUAAUCUUAUCAAUUGUGUCAUUUUAGUGUAAAUUUUAAAUAAAAUUAUAUUGUUAAACAAUUCGAGCUUGCACUGUAAAAAAUGUCUGAUAUUAUCUUGUGAAGUGUGAAUGAUUUAAUGCGUGGAAAUUUAAUAAAUAAAUCAAAGCUUGGUGCUAGAAGAGAUUAUUUCAUUGCUUGUCUUAUAAAGAAAUUCGACUAAAUUAUUGGCAGCUAUUCAGCCAAAGAUUUUUUACCGUAUUGUGUCAUAUAUGACAAUUCAUUUUUGAUUCAUCGCUGUAGAUAAUUUGGUUGAGUUUAAAAAUACUUGCUCCAAUUACUUUUUUCAACAUGAU
Messenger RNA from Cotesia glomerata, 1988 nucleotides. RefSeq lists its product as uncharacterized. The record is from RefSeq and is a predicted model, not a curated record. NCBI's taxonomy places the organism in Eukaryota, Metazoa, Arthropoda, Insecta, Hymenoptera, Braconidae. The transcript has 5 exons. Bases 154 to 825 code for a protein of 223 amino acids.